AUGGGUCACGAAGAUGCCGUCUACCUUGCCAAGCUCGCCGAGCAGGCUGAGCGAUAUGAGGAGAUGGUUGAGAACAUGAAGAUUGUCGCCGGUGAGGAUCGAGAUCUCACUGUCGAGGAGCGAAACCUUCUCUCCGUUGCCUACAAGAACGUCAUUGGCGCCCGCCGUGCCUCCUGGCGCAUAGUCACCUCUAUCGAGCAGAAGGAGGAGUCGAAGGGCAACUCUUCUCAGGUUACCCUUAUCAAGGAGUACCGACAGAAGAUUGAGGCCGAGCUUGCCAAAAUCUGCGACGACAUUCUCGAGGUUCUCGACCAGCACCUUAUUCCCUCUGCCAAAUCUGGCGAGUCCAAGGUUUUCUACCACAAGAUGAAGGGCGACUACCACCGUUACCUUGCCGAGUUCGCCAUCGGUGACCGCCGCAAGGACUCUGCCGACAAGUCCCUCGAGGCCUACAAGGCUGCUACUGAAGUUGCCCAGACUGAGCUUCCUCCCACUCACCCUAUCCGUUUGGGUCUUGCCCUUAACUUUUCAGUUUUCUACUACGAAAUCCUCAACGCCCCUGACCAGGCUUGCCACUUGGCCAAGCAGGCAUUUGACGACGCUAUUGCUGAGCUCGAUACCUUGAGUGAGGAGAGCUACAAGGACUCUACACUGAUCAUGCAACUGCUCCGCGACAAUCUUACCCUCUGGACCUCCUCUGAGGCCGAGACCUCCGCUGCUGGUCAGGCCGAGGCUCCCAAGGAGGAUGCACCUGCGGCCGCCACCGAGGAGCCAGCUGCCCCGGCCGAGGAGCCUAAGGCCGAGUAA
Messenger RNA from Fusarium musae, 807 nucleotides. RefSeq lists its product as uncharacterized. Gene Ontology annotation, cellular component: cytoplasm. NCBI's taxonomy places the organism in Eukaryota, Fungi, Ascomycota, Sordariomycetes, Hypocreales, Nectriaceae. The record is from RefSeq and is a predicted model, not a curated record. Gene Ontology annotation, biological process: signal transduction. The transcript is spliced from 5 exons. The coding region runs from base 1 to 807 and encodes 268 amino acids.